AUAUGUACUUUUUCAACAGACAAAUUAUUGACUGGAAAAUGGCCCAGAGAAGCCCUAUCUUCCCAACUCUUGCUCAUUCUGAAAGACGGGUUCGAAACAUAGCCCUGCACAGCCAGGCGCUGACGGCAGUGCCGCUGGCGUCCGCGAGCCUUGUGGACCAGCUCGAGGACCGCAUCCUGAGCCAUGAGAAGACCACGGCGGCGCUGGUGGAGCACGCCUUCCGCAUCAAGGAGGACAUCGUCUCCACACUGCACAGGAUGCAGAACAAGGGCGGCGGUGACCGCCUGGCGCGGCAGCUCCUGGAGGAGCACAUCCGCAACAUCACGGCCAUAGUGCGGCAGCUCAACCGGGACAUCGAGAUGCUGCAAGAACAGAUACGUGUCAGAGAUAAUCUCAGCUACGGAACAAAUUCUACCCUAAAGAGUCUGGAAAUGCGGCAGCUUUCUGGCCUUGGAGAUCUUCGGGGAAGAGUUGCAAGGUGUGAUGCCGGGCUAGCCAGACUGUCUGCAGAGCAUAAGAUUACAUACGAGAGACUUCAGAGCCUAAGUAAAGAUCAACACACCUCUAAACUGAUCCUAGAAUCCAAAGUCAAAGAGGCAGAGAUACAGAUCUCGCACCUGCUGAGCCGCGUGGAGCAGGCGGCCAUGCAGCAGGAGACGAGGCUGAAGCUCGCCUACAAAGAGAGCGGCCAGCAGCUCCACCAGCUGGACACCAAAUUAAAAAAUGCUAUUGAGGAACUCAGCAGCCAGAUUUUAUCUGCACGUAGCUGGCUGGAACAGGAACAUGAGAAGAUAGAGAAAGAGCUUGUACAAAAAAUUGACCAGUUCUCACUGACUGUUAAGGAAAACACUGAAAUGAGUGAAAGGGCUAUAGAAAUGAAAUUCAACCAAAUGUCAGAGAAAAUUGAUAAAAUAGAAGAACUACAAAAGAUAACCAUGGAAGCACAUGAAGCAAAACAGACCGAAGAAAAGAUAAAUGUCCGUAUCAGCAAACUUCAAAGUGAGAUUAAUGAAGACAUAAAAGAAAUGAAAGCUGAAGUCAAUGCUGGAUUUGCAGCUAUCUAUGAAAGCAUUGGGUCUCUACGACAAGUUCUAGAAGCAAAAAUGAAGCUUGACAAAGACGAACUCCAGAAGCAGAUCCACCAGGUGAAACAGGAGCUUCCAGCAUGGGCAGAGGCUGGGCCGUGAYGGCCGGCCGGUUGUAUCUGAGAGCAGCUUGUUUAAUGUCUAAAUAACCAGGCUACAACCUUGUUCCAGUGUGUAGCCUGGCUGAAAUGCAUGUACCAAAUGACAUGCUGCUGCCYCCAGGUCUGUGUGUUGCUCUAGGUGACAAACGCAAGCUUCCAGAAGACCAACUGACAAGAGCCUUGGUGGCCCUCGGGUGCUGCUCUGCCACUGCACUACUCCUGCCGGRUUCUGGACAUCUGCAGCUGUGUGAAAUGGAGUAAUCUAUUGGUGAAGCUGGCACCUAAUUUGCUGAAGGUGUUAUCAGUGGUCCCCAGUUCUGUAGGCUUCAUUGGGCAGUUAUAUGCUUAUAUAUAUAAGCAUCUGCACUCUCACUGGUAUUUCUUUCUUUUUAAGAACAAGUUGGUAUCGCUUGUUUAGGAUCAGGUUGGCAAGGUGCUCCGUCUCAACAUGGAUUACUUUGAGGUCCUCGAGGUCAAUGGACAUUUUUACAGUGACUUUCUACCCUGACUUCCUGCGAAACAGAAUUGGCACUGACCAGACCCCUUCUCAAAACCUAGAAACCCUUAGAAAACCUUCGUUUAGUUUUACAACUAUCCUGUGUGUGCGCGUGUGUGUGUGUGAACUAAAUAGUGUUAUAUAAUGUAGU
Nothoprocta perdicaria is the source of this 1833-nucleotide messenger RNA. It is a transcript of the gene FAM81A, whose product is annotated as family with sequence similarity 81 member A. The transcript is spliced from 8 exons. Bases 3 to 1187 code for a protein of 394 amino acids. The record is from RefSeq and is a predicted model, not a curated record. NCBI's taxonomy places the organism in Eukaryota, Metazoa, Chordata, Aves, Tinamiformes, Tinamidae.